This is a messenger RNA of Camellia sinensis, 305 nucleotides long. The record is from RefSeq and is a predicted model, not a curated record. Lineage: Eukaryota; Viridiplantae; Streptophyta; Magnoliopsida; Ericales; Theaceae.
UUGGAAUAAACACUGGAGAGAUCAUGGUGUGGGACCUCAGUAGUAGGGAGAGGCUUGCUGUUAGGAAUUUCAAGGUUUGGGAACUCCAAGCAUGCUCAAUGCCUCUGCAGGCAUCUCUGGCCAAUGAUUAUACUGCAUCUAUCAACCGUGUGAUUUGGAGUCCUGACGGUACCUUAUUUGGUGUUGCAUACUCCAAGAACAUUGUGCACAUAUAUUCCUACCAUGGUGGCAAUGAUGUACGAAACCAUCUACAGGUUUGUGCCACAAUCAAUCAACUGGGAGUCCAUUGAUUUUCUUUUGCUUUG